AGGAAGAAACUUGGAGCUUCCGAGGUGCCAGCUGUCUGUCGCCGCCGCCGCUGCUGUGCCCAGCGGCCGGGCCCGAGCUGGCAGUCGGGAGGCCUGGCCAUGGGACAUUUCGAGUCUUCUGCGGUGUGAGGCGCAGGUCGUCUGACAAGCUGCGGGCGGGAGGCGUCGGCUCUGUCGCGGUCGCCGCUGCCCGGUUCAGGCACCAUGAACAUAGACGUGGAGUUCCACAUCCGCCACAACUACCCUUGGAGCAAACUGCCGGCCAACGUGAGGCAGAGUCUUGGAAAUUCACAGAGAGACUAUGAAAAGCAAGUUGUUCUGUACAGUAUCCGCAAUCAGUUAAGAUACAGAAAUAACUUAGUUAAACAUGUCAAGAAAGAUGAGCGGAAAUACUAUGAGGAGCUGCUGAAGUACAGUCGCGAUCAUCUCAUGCUGUACCCAUACCAUCUGUCAGAUAUCAUGGUGAAGGGCCUGCGGAUCACACCCUUCUCCUACUACACUGGGAUCAUGGAGGACAUUAUGAACAGUGAGAAAAGUUAUGACUCAUUGCCCAAUUUUACUGCUGCUGACUGUCUAAGGCUUCUUGGCAUAGGAAGAAACCAGUACAUUGAUCUUAUGAAUCAGUGUAGGUCAUCAAAAAAAUUCUUCAGGAGGAAAACGGCUCGUGAUCUUCUACCAGUAAAGCCGGUGGGGAUCGCCAUGGAGGCGUGGUGGGUGGUGCAGGCUGGAUAUAUCACCGAAGAUGACAUCAAGAUAUGCACUUUGCCUGAGAAAUGUGCGAUUGAUAAGAUCAUCGAUUCAGGCCCUCAGCUCUCCGGGUCACUAGAUUACAGUGUAGUACAUAGUUUAUAUAACAAAGGAUUUGUUUAUCUGGAUGUACCAAUAUCUGAUGACAGCUGUAUAGCAGUUCCUCCCCUGGAAGGCUUUGUAAUGAAUCGAGUGCAGGGUGAUUAUUUUGAAACUCUACUUUAUAAAAUAUUUGUUUCAAUAGAUGAGCACACUAAUGUUGCAGAGCUUGCCAAUGUCCUUGAGAUAGAUUUAUCUCUGGUUAAGAAUGCUGUUUCAAUGUAUUGCCGAUUGGGCUUUGCCCAUAAGAAAGGACAAGUAAUAAAUUUGGAUCAACUUCAUUCAUCGUGGAAGAAUGUUCCAUCUGUAAACAGAUUAAAGAGUACUUUGGAUCCUCAGAAGAUGCUCUUGUCGUGGGAUGGUGGGGAGAGUAGGAGUCCCGUGCAAGAAGUUUCUUCGGCUACCGACACGGAUACAAAUAGUCAGGAAGACCCAGCUGAUACAGCCAGUAUAAACAGUUUGAGUCUGUCUACAGGAUAUACAAAGCGUAUUGCAUUCCUAUUUGACUCAACUCUUACUGCUUUCUUAAUGAUGGGAAAUCUUUCACCAAACUUGAAAAGUCAUGCAGUCACAAUGUUUGAAGUCGGCAAACUCUCAGAUGAGUCUCUAGACAGCUUUCUUAUAGAACUAGAAAAGGUUCAGAGCACUGGUGAAGGAGAAGCACAGAGAUACUUUGAUCAUGCCCUUACUCUGCGAAACACAAUACUGUUUCUGCGUCAUAAUAAAGAUCUAGUUGCCCAAACUGCUCAGCCAGACCAACCCAAUUACGGUUUUCCUCUGGAUCUCUUACGCUGUGAAAGCCUUCUUGGUUUGGAUCCUGCCACUUGCAGCAGAGUUCUAAACAAAAAUUACAUGCUGCUGGUUUCCAUGGCUCCUCUCACCAAUGAGAUCCGGCCCAUCAGCAGCUGCACCCCUCAGCAUAUUGGACCAGCUAUCCCAGAAGUCAGCUCUGUUUGGUUUAAACUGUAUAUUUACCAUAUCACCGGGCAAGGACCACCAUCUCUUUUACUAUCGAAAGGUACAAGACUUCGAAAACUGCCAGACAUAUUCCAGGGGUACGAUCGCUUGCUCAUAACAUCUUGGGGUCAUGAUCCUGGUGUAGUUCCCACAUCAAACGUCCUCACGAUGUUGAAUGAUGCUUUAACACAUGCUGCGGUUUUAAUUCAGGGACAUGGUUUGUAUGGGAUAGGAGAAACUGUCCAUGUACCAUUUCCAUUUGAUGAAACAGAACUACAAGGAGAGUUCAGCCGGGUCAGCAUGGGCGUUCAUAAAGCAUUGCAGACACUAAGGGACAAGGUGGAUUUGCAGCAUUUCUGUGGCUACGUCACCAUGUUGAAUGCUUCCAGCCAACUCGCAAGUAGAAAACUCAGCGAUGCUUCUGAUGAGAAAGGAGAACCUGAUUUGGCGUCUGGCUCGGAUGUAAAUGGAAGUACAGAGUCAUUUGAAAUGGUCAUUGAGGAAGCAACUAUAGACUCAGCAACAAAACAAAACUCUGGUGCCACAACAGAAGCAGAGUGGGCUCCGCUGGAGCUCUGCUUUGGAAUUCCGCUGUUCAGUUCUGAAUUAAACCACAAAGUUUGCAGGAAAAUCGCCACUCACGGCCUUUGCAGAAAAGAGAGCCUUCAAAACCUUCUACAUUCCAGCAGAAAACUCUCUCUACAAGUCCUUAAUUUUGUUCAUUCAUUCCAGGAAGGUGCUUCAACACAGGAUAUUCACACAGAGCCCAGCUUUUCAAGUUUGUUUUCACAGUCAUCUUAUGCUGAUACAGGAGUUCCACUUCCUGCGAAAAACUUAAUAUUUAAAGAUGGCGUCUUGUCAGAGUGGAGUGGACGGUCACUUGCCUCACUUCGUAUUGCUAAUCUCCAUUUGCAGUAAUUUGAUUACACCAUUUGUUGCUCUCACAUCCUGCCUUUUUCCUUUCUUGAUGUUAGCUUUAUAGUCUCAGCCACUAAAAAGCCUCCUGCUGCUGCAGUGCAGUUCUUGCUUCACUGAUACUAAGUUUGGGGAACAUGUUCAUGUUUUCUGGGGUGUGUUCGUUAUUGCACAGCUUACUGCAACAAAGUGCUUUUUAGCAGCCAGCACUGUAUUUUUUACCUUGAGACAAUCUGCAUUUCUUUUAUAAAACUAAGAAUAUCCUUUAUAGGCUUUAUGAUGACUGUUAUGUUUCUAAGCAGUCACUAUGAAUAUUGCAAUGGUGAUUUUAUAUGUUAGUUUAUUAGACAUAAAUCUUGUUUAAUUUUAUAUUUUGUGACCUAUGCUUUAGGGCAUCAAGGGAAGAGAUGGAAUCCUUCCUCUAAAAAGGCUUCUUGGUAGUGAAACUGUAAAACAGUGAACAUCUAGUAUUAAGAGGUAAUGUGAUAGGGCAUUAAGAGUUUCCUUGGGUGUCUGUAAAUUAUGUAUAUCAAUCAAACAUUGUUGAAGGUCUGUAAAUGAGCAUAGUUCCAUGUAUCUUAACCUAGAUUUAUAGACUCUGCACUCAGACUGCGACUGUUCAUUGACACCUCAUGGGAUGAGCUUUGGGAAACAUUCUAUUUUCGGAUAGUGUUUAUAUGUGGACUUCUGUUGUCACUCACUCUGGGCUUUAUAUUUUCAUAGAGUCUUUAUGGGAAAAUAGAACUUAUUUUUCAUGUAUAGCUGAGGCUGCUGCAUGUUUUCACCCCAGUUUAUUUUUUUGUUUUGUUUGGUGGCUUUACGAGUAAAUUGUUGCAGAAGUUGAAUUUAAUGUUUCCAAACCAAGGAUUGUGAUUUUAGAUUAGAGUUACAUAUUAAAGUAUUAAGGCUGUGUCUUCAGAUCAGAAAACUUCCAUGAUAAACCUCCUUUGGAGACAUACUCUUAAGCAGUGUGGAUCUUAAACUUAUGUUAAUAGUUUUGGAGGAAGUAUGGAAAAUGAAUUAUUUCAAAGUGUUUGAGUCACUGAUUCUUUUAGUAUCUCAAAUCUUAAUUAGAAUAAGUGAAAUCACUCUGUAAACUUUUCAGAUUACCUUCUUGGGAAGUUUGCGCAGUGGUGUCGUUUAGUUUAGCUCUUGUACGGUAUCAGUUUGCUAGUUUAAAACUGUAACCAAACUAACUGGUCAAACAACACAUAUCUAAAACACUUAAAACAUUAGAAAAUUUGGGAAUGUUAUAACCUAACAUUUUUGCGAGAAUUUUUGUUAUUUAUAGAAUUAAUAUUUGUGUUUUAACAUAUUUCUGGAAAUGUAUGCCUUUCUUAAAACUAUUAACAUAACCAUGCAUUUAAUACCAUGGCCUAUCUGUAGAACUGAAUACUUUGGACCAGGUUACCCAGGGCACAAUCAGUACUGUGUUUGGGGUAAAUGCAGCAACGUUUAGUUUUCUACUUUGUUUUAUAUAAGGUAGAAACCAUGUGUAUGUUGUGUGUGUCUAUAAAAGGAAAAGUACAUACUAAUAUUAAAAUACUUUCUUAUGACUGUGAAUCACUCAUUUUUUUCCAGUAAUUGAUAUUGUACAUUCCUAGUGCUAUUAGUUAUGUAUGUAUGUAACUUUUACAGGUUUUCAGCUGAAAGUUAUAAGUAUCCCUUUUGAUCAGGGCUCUUUAAUCUCAUUUUAUUAUGCUUUUUUGAAUUAACUAUAGUUUAUUUAUUCUUAUAUUAACCAUCUAAGCCAAUUGUCAUGACAUGUAUACUAAUAAAGAAUCGAACAUUUGUAGUUGUUGGCAGUGAACUCAGUUGUUGGUGAGUUUAAAGCUUAAAAUAUGGGAGUGAUUUGCUGCUAUUUCCUUUGAGAGACAGCAGAGGAAGAAAUGGAACAUAAUGAUCAUGCACUUCAGGCCAAGUAAAGAAAAGGCCUGGGGUCAACUCUGGUUUCUGAUGCUCCAUGAGGAAAGAGUAAUCACCCGAUUCCCACCUGAAGACCUCUUAUGCUCUCAAGGAGGAAAGAUUGGUGUUUUUGAGCUGUUAGCAAAGUGUGAAACGCUGAUGUUCGUGCUUUGCUUUCUGAAUGUGUCUUUGUUUCAUUUGUACAUUAACUCAUGUAAAGAUGUAUCUCUUAAGUCUUAAAAGUGUCGAGCCAAUUCAUCAAAACUGUAAAUGUAAAAUAUAGACACUGUUAUUUGCCAAAGAAGAUUCUUGGAAAAUUUAUACAUUUUUUGCAGAUGUUUAAACUAAUUUAAUUUGGCUUCUCUCUGUUCUUUCCCCUUACCAUAGCUUAAACCAUGGCAAACAUUCUUUAGAAAUAAGAAAAAAAAGAGAAAUAGAUAAAAGGGUGUAGAAUUGAGUAGGGAUACAAUUUCACCUUUCAGAUGGUUAUCUAAAGAAGUGCACCUUCAUAUCAUUUAAGAAAUAUGAUUAUCUGAUUUCCUUGUCCUUUUUUAAACAUGUAAUCAGAUGAUUUUGUGUUUGAUUUUGGGGGGGAAUAUUGUUUUGAUGUUUUCCUUUCUCUGCCAUUCAUAUUUCCUUUUUGUGGUCAGUGUUUCCAAUACAGUUUGUGUUAAACAUUUUAAAAUAUCAAAACUAACAGUACAGUGGAUUAUUUUCUGUUAUAAUGUUAACAUGAUACAAUGAAAUGUAUAAAGUGUUGUCAAUUUGAUUAUUGACAUAUAACAUGUUUACAAAUAAACUGGUGUUGAUCAAGUUGCUGAGAA
Messenger RNA from Heterocephalus glaber (naked mole-rat), 5447 nucleotides. RefSeq names its product family with sequence similarity 91 member A1 (gene Fam91a1). Gene Ontology annotation, cellular component: trans-Golgi network; cytoplasmic vesicle. The record is from RefSeq and is a predicted model, not a curated record. Gene Ontology annotation, biological process: intracellular protein transport. Lineage: Eukaryota; Metazoa; Chordata; Mammalia; Rodentia; Bathyergidae.